UCUCCACCCUUCAUAUCCCAAUUCCCCUUAGCUUCAAAGAACCAAUCUUUCUGCUGAAGUAGUUGGAAAAAAUGGCAGCAGAAAUGGCUUUAGUAAAACCCAUAACCAAAUUCAACACCAUUAACACCACCACUGCACGGCUGAGCAGCCGCAGACUGCCGUUCACAGUUAGAAUGUCAGCCGCCACCACCACCCCACCAACUUCAAAACCCUCCAAGAAACCUCAGAAACAAGGAAUCAAAGAGUCCCUUUUGACACCAAGAUUUUACACUACUGAUUUUGAUGAAAUGGAGACCCUUUUCAACACUGAGAUCAACAAGAACCUGAAUGAGGCUGAGUUUGAAGCCCUUUUGCAGGAAUUCAAAACUGAUUACAACCAGACUCAUUUUGUUAGGAACAAGGAGUUUAAAGAAGCUGCUGAUAAAAUGCAGGGACCUCUAAGGCAAAUCUUUGUUGAAUUCUUGGAGAGGUCUUGCACUGCUGAGUUCUCUGGUUUUCUUCUCUACAAGGAACUUGGAAGGAGGCUCAAGAAAACUAAUCCUGUUGUUGCAGAGAUUUUCUCCCUCAUGUCUAGGGAUGAAGCUCGCCACGCCGGGUUUUUGAACAAGGGUUUAUCUGACUUCAAUUUGGCGUUGGACUUGGGGUUCUUGACCAAAGCAAGAAAAUACACUUUCUUCAAACCAAAGUUCAUCUUCUAUGCAACUUACUUGUCUGAGAAAAUUGGGUACUGGAGGUACAUUACCAUAUACAGGCAUCUCAAGACCAAUCCUGAGUUCAUAUGUUAUCCGAUUUUCAAAUACUUCGAGAACUGGUGCCAAGAUGAGAACCGCCAUGGUGAUUUCUUCUCUGCUUUGAUGAAAGCACAGCCUCAGUUUCUCAAUGACUGGAAGGCAAAGCUGUGGUCUCGCUUCUUCUGCCUUUCGGUAAUUAACCACCUGCAUUUGAAGUAUCCUUUCAUUAUGAUAAGCCAACUUGAAAAGGCUCUUUACAUUGCCUUCUACAUAGUUUUGAUAAUAAUCUUACUUGUGCUUACCAAAAUGCAGGUUUAUGUCACAAUGUACUUGAAUGAUUGCCAAAGAACAGAUUUUUACGAAGGCAUUGGACUUAACACCAAAGAAUUUGACAUGCAUGUCAUCAUUGAGACAAACCGCACAACUGCAAGGAUUUUCCCUGCUGUCCUUGAUGUUGAGAACCCAGAAUUCAAGAGGAAGUUGGACAGGAUGGUGGAGAUUAACACCAAACUAAUUGCUGUUAGUGAGAGUGAUGAGAUUCCACUGGUGAAGAAUUUCAAAAAGAUCCCUCUGAUUGCAGCUUUGGCUUCUGAGUUAUUGGCUGCGUAUCUCAUGAAACCUAUUGAGUCAGGUUCAGUUGAUUUUGCAGAGUUUGAACCACAACUUACCUACUAAUUUCCUUUUCACGAGAAACAGAAUCUCGAUUGUUUUGUUUUCACAUAGAGGUCCAUGUUCAUUGUUGUAAGUUAUAUAGUGUAUUCAAGAAACAGUUUCCUGCAUAGAGGACACUCCCUUGUAUUAUCUAGAAUGAAUUUCUUGUGAGUACAUCAUUAAAAGUUUUCAUCUUCACUGGUCUCA
Solanum tuberosum (potato) is the source of this 1589-nucleotide messenger RNA. Its product is annotated as magnesium-protoporphyrin IX monomethyl ester [oxidative] cyclase, chloroplastic. The record is from RefSeq and is a predicted model, not a curated record. Bases 72 to 1406 code for a protein of 444 amino acids. Gene Ontology annotation, cellular component: chloroplast thylakoid membrane. Lineage: Eukaryota; Viridiplantae; Streptophyta; Magnoliopsida; Solanales; Solanaceae. The transcript is spliced from 4 exons. Gene Ontology annotation, molecular function: magnesium-protoporphyrin IX monomethyl ester (oxidative) cyclase activity; metal ion binding. Gene Ontology annotation, biological process: photosynthesis; chlorophyll biosynthetic process.